Messenger RNA from Rhinopithecus roxellana (golden snub-nosed monkey), 2915 nucleotides. RefSeq names its product sperm associated antigen 6 (gene SPAG6). The record is from RefSeq and is a predicted model, not a curated record. Bases 573 to 2027 code for a protein of 484 amino acids. Gene Ontology annotation, cellular component: acrosomal vesicle; microtubule cytoskeleton; axoneme. Gene Ontology annotation, molecular function: microtubule binding. The transcript is spliced from 14 exons. Gene Ontology annotation, biological process: epithelial cilium movement involved in extracellular fluid movement; filopodium assembly; sperm axoneme assembly. Lineage: Eukaryota; Metazoa; Chordata; Mammalia; Primates; Cercopithecidae.
AGGUUGCCCGGGAGACGCUAGUACACAGAGAAGAGGCUCCCGUCGGAGGCCGAGUCGUCGCCACGAUUGCCCUCUGGGCUGACUCGCAGGCCGAGCCGCUUCCCCGCAGAGCUCAAGGAGGGGAGACCGUGGCGGGGGCGUCAUGAGUCAGAGGCAGGUGCUGCAAGUGUUUGAGCAAUAUCAGAAGGCCAGGACCCAGUUCGUGCAGAUGGUGGCGGAGCUGGCGACCAGACCCCAAAACAUCGAGACGCUGCAGAACGCGGAGUCUUGCUCUGUUGCCAGGCUGGAGUGCAGUGGCAUGAUCUUGGCUCACUACAACCUCCACCUCCCAGGUUCAAGCGAUUUUCCUGCCUCAGCCUCCUGAGUAGCUGGGACUACAGAUGGAGUCUCAUUCACUCUGUCACCCAGGUUGGAGUGCAGUGGCACUGUCUCUGCCCACUGCAACCUCCACCUCCCCGGUCCAAGUGAUUCUCCUGCCUCAGCCUCCCAAAGUGCUGGGAUUAAAGAGGCCUUGUUUAUCAGAUAUUGUGGCAACUAUUCAGACUACUUUAAUUUGUGAACUGUAAAUUUCCAUGCAUUCACUCACCAUGGAUUUCUGGCUACCUAAUGGACAGGAAGGUGUAAUGUCUUUGCUGAGAACUCUUCUUCUGGAUGUGGUCCCAACAAUUCAACAGACUGCUGCUUUGGCUCUUGGGAGACUGGCCAAUUAUAAUGAUGACCUAGCAGAAGCUGUUGUGAAGUGUGACAUUCUUCCACAGCUUGUUUAUUCAUUGGCAGAACAGAAUCGCUUCUACAAGAAAGCAGCUGCCUUUGUGUUACGAGCGGUUGGUAAACAUUCUCCUCAGCUAGCUCAGGCAAUAGUUGAUUGUGGAGCACUGGAUACACUGGUCAUAUGCUUGGAAGAUUUUGACCCUGGAGUCAAGGAGGCUGCAGCCUGGGCACUUAGAUAUAUUGCAAGACAUAAUGCAGAACUGUCACAAGCUGUGGUGGAUGCGGGAGCUGUUCCUCUUUUAGUAUUCUGUAUCCAGGAACCAGAAAUUGCUUUGAAAAGGAUUGCUGCUUCAGCCCUCAGUGAUAUUGCAAAGCAUUCUCCAGAGUUAGCACAGACAGUAGUGGAUGCAGGAGCUGUUGCUUACUUAGCCCAGAUGCUCCUGAACCCUGAUGCUAAAUUGAAGCAUCAGAUCCUUUCAGCUCUCAGUCAGGUUUCGAAACAUUCCGUGGAUCUGGCAGAAAUGGUUGUUGAAGCAGAGAUUUUUCCAGUUGUACUUACCUGUCUGAAGGACAAGGAUGAAUACGUGAAGAAAAAUGCUUCUACUUUAAUUAGAGAGAUUGCAAAACAUACACCCGAGCUUUCACAGCUGGUAGUUAACACAGGAGGGGUUGCUGCCGUGAUUGACUGCAUUGGGUCCUGCAAAGGGAACACGCGGCUGCCUGGCAUCAUGAUGCUUGGUUACGUAGCAGCUCAUUCUGAGAACCUAGCAAUGGCGGUCAUCAUUUCUAAGGGUGUACCCCAGUUGUCAGUCUGCUUGUCAGAAGAACCAGAAGAUCAUAUUAAGGCUGCAGCUGCUUGGGCCUUAGGACAGAUUGGAAGACACACUCCUGAACACGCACGGGCUGUUGCAGUCACAAAUAUUUUGCCAGUUCUGCUUUCUUUGUACAUGUCAACAGAAAGUUCUGAGGAUCUCCAAGUAAAAAGUAAAAAAGCCAUAAAGAGUAUCCUGCAAAAAUGUACUUACUUACCAGCCCUUGAACCAUUUCUAUAUGAUGCUCCUCCCAAUAUUCUGAAGCAUGUGGUUGGACAGUUCAGUAAGGUGCUGCCGCAUGAUAGCAAAGCUCGACGACUUUUCGUAACAAGUGGUGGCCUUAAAAAAAUUCAAGAGAUAAAAGCAGAACCUGGUUCUCUCCUUCAAGAAUACAUCAACAGUAUUAACAAUUGUUACCCAGAGGAAAUAGUGAGGUAUUAUUCCCCUGGAUAUUCAGAUACACUUCUGCAGAGGGUGGACAGCUAUCAACCACUGAAUAACUAAGCAAAGUUAUAUUUUGAUACUCAAAUUCACAGCAGAGUAGUUAUGAGUAACAGUAAUUAAAUCUUUCUAAAUAUUUGAACUAAGUAUAUUCUAGAUUUAUUUAAUGGGAAAUACCUUUAGAUAAUAUUUUCUAAAUUUAUGUAAUACUUUAAACAUUAGUAGCUUGAAUAUAUGAAGAACUAUUCAUGGUCAUUCGCAUGCAUAGGACUUGCUCUAAAAGUAGAUUUUAAAAACACGUUAAAGGGUUUUAAGGCAUUUAUUACAUGCAGACACCUCCAAUGAGAUAUAGAUAAGAGAUGGCAUUCAAAAACCCUAGAUUAUUCUAGCUAAUUCGUCAUAGACAUAGGCAAGGAAAGCUGGCCUUGCUAACUAUAUAGUAGGAUACAGAAGAGAAAUCUUUGAAAGAGAAAACUGAUGACAUAUACAGGGCACUUGAAGGAGACUCUGAUGCUAGUUACAUAAGUGCAUUAACUUAAGACACAGACUGUGUGGGUAACCUGUUAGAUUUUGCCAAGUUUAGGAAGAAUUUACUCUUUAUCACAAGUUUUCCAAAAUCCCUUCCCCACCCUAUCUAAAGUGUUCCUUACCUUUCAUGGGGCCAGUGAGGGUAGAAUUCAGAUUAAAGAGUUAUACUCCUGCAUACAUGCUCUCCUUCUCAUUGAAAGGUUUCUUAGUCUAGCUCUGCUCAUGAAUAAACAAAGAAGCAGGCAUGUAAAAUGGAUCCUUGUCCUAGCUUCACUUUUCCAAGUUUCAAAAAUCAUAUUUUCAGGUAUUUAAGGAAUAAUGUGAAGAUAAUACCAUCAGGCUCAGACUUCAACAUGCAUUUUCACUUAGGAAGCGGUAAACAGGUGAAAGAGGGUUUCAAUAAAAUUUUAAAUAAAAACAGCA